This is a messenger RNA of Drosophila busckii, 1706 nucleotides long. RefSeq names its product putative gustatory receptor 28b (gene Gr28b). Gene Ontology annotation, cellular component: neuronal cell body; membrane; dendrite. Lineage: Eukaryota; Metazoa; Arthropoda; Insecta; Diptera; Drosophilidae. Gene Ontology annotation, biological process: sensory perception of taste. The coding region runs from base 241 to 1659 and encodes 472 amino acids. The record is from RefSeq and is a predicted model, not a curated record. The transcript has 3 exons.
UCAAAUGGCAAUUGGAUAAAAAUGUAGCAAUGUUUACUUAAAGCGACAAUGAAAAGCACAAAAUGAAUGCAAAGUGAAUGAAAAUGAAUGAAAUGUGGCUGACCCCACCUCAUUAUACACACACACACAAAGAGAAAGGGAGGGAGAUAGUUGGAACUGCCAUGCAAAUUAUUUGUCAGGCUGCUGGCUCAAGUCAGUUGACUUAACAAGCUCCAGCUGAGCAGAACGUGCGCGCGUGUAAUGCAAAUGGAUAUAGUUAUGGAUAUGGAUAUGGAUGUGGAGAAGGAUACCGAGCUGGCUGCGGCGCCAUUGAGCAGCGGCUGGUGCGAUCCGCUGCGGCGUCGUCUGCGUCGCUGGUUAACCGCCAAGCAAGUGUUCGAGUGCCUGCGUCCUUUAUUCUUCGUCACCUAUUUGCAUGGACUCACUUCCUUUUACAUCAGUCACUGCGCCACCUCUGGGCAGCGCGAGAUUAAAAAGUCCUGGUUCGGCUAUGCCAAUGGACUCAUCCAUGUCGGUCUGUAUAGCGUCUGCUAUGUUCUAACCAUUUGCAAUGACUGCGAAUCGGUUGCCAGUUAUUUCUUUCGCUCGCGCAUUAGUUACUUUGGUGAUAUGAUGCAGAUUGUCAGCGGCUUUAUUGGCGUCACUGUCAUUUAUCUGGCUGCCAUUAUUCCUAAGCACCGCUUGGAGCAGUGUCUGCAAAAGUUCCACACCAUGGAUCUGCAGCUGCAUAGCGUUGGAGUCAAGAUCAUGUACAGCAAAGUGCUGAGCUUCAGCUAUGCCGUCAUGCUCUCCAUGUUCCUGGUCAACCUUGCCUUCUCCUGGGGCACCUUUGCCGUCCUGUACUCCUCCAAUGUGUCGCCCACUCUGGCGCUGCAAUUCACUUUCAUGGUGCAGCAUACGGUGAUUGCGAUUUCAAUUGCUCUAUUCUCCUGCUUUACGUAUCUCGUGGAAAUGCGUUUCAUCAUGGUCAAUAAGGUGCUUAAGAACUUGGCACAUCAGUGGGACACACGCAGCUUGAAGGCGGUGCAAAAGCAGCGUUCCUUACAAUGUCUAGACUCGUUCUCCAUGUACACCAUUGUGACCAAAGAUCCGGCUGAAAUUAUACAGGAAUCCAUGGAAAUACAUCAACUCAUAUGCGAAGCAGCUGCUACGGCAAAUAAAUAUUUCACUUAUCAGCUGCUCACCAUUAUCUCCAUAGCCUUUCUCAUCAUUGUCUUUGAUGCUUACUAUGUGCUGGAGACGCUGCUGGGCAAAUCGAAGCGUGAAAGCAAAUUCAAAACUGUGGAAUUCGUUACGUUCUUCUCCUGCCAGAUGAUUCUAUAUUUGAUUGCUAUUAUAUCCAUUGUUGAGGGCAGCAAUCGCGCCAUAAAGAAAAGCGAGAAAACGGGCGGCAUUGUGCACUCGCUGCUGAAUAAAACGAAGAGCGCAGAGGUGAAGGAAAAGCUGCAGCAGUUUUCCAUGCAGCUGAUGCACUUGAAAAUUAAUUUUACAGCUGCUGGACUAUUCAACAUUGAUCGCACGCUCUACUUUACAAUUAGCGGCGCUUUAACCACUUAUCUUAUUAUACUGCUGCAGUUUACAACAAAUUCGCCAAGUGGCGUGGAAAAUUCCAGCGAUUGCUGUGGCUCGCUGCAAAAUUUGACGAACCACACCAACUAGAAUUGGCAAGAAUUAAUUAACAUCCCACUGUGUGCAGCACAACAAAA